Messenger RNA from Teleopsis dalmanni, 1534 nucleotides. RefSeq names its product abscission/NoCut checkpoint regulator-like. The record is from RefSeq and is a predicted model, not a curated record. The transcript has 4 exons. Lineage: Eukaryota; Metazoa; Arthropoda; Insecta; Diptera; Diopsidae. Gene Ontology annotation, biological process: abscission; mitotic cytokinesis checkpoint signaling. Gene Ontology annotation, cellular component: centrosome; cleavage furrow; midbody. The coding region runs from base 167 to 1228 and encodes 353 amino acids. Gene Ontology annotation, molecular function: metal ion binding; phosphatidylinositol-3-phosphate binding.
CUGAUGUGGGCCACUUUGUUGUGGAAGAUUAAGAACUUUUUGUGUACAUUGAACUUUAUUGCAAAAAAAAAUUCUCACAUUUAUGCAUUUUAUUAGCAAUUUUAUGAAUUUAAACACGAAUCUUUAAACCAUUUGUUAUUAAGUUUUGUAAUAAAAUAAAUUUAAAAUGUCUUGUUUUGGGUGUAGCAAAAAAUAUGGAAUGUUUACUAAAGAGUAUGGCUGCCCAAAUUGUGGUUAUUCGUAUUGUGCAAAAUGUCUAAAACGUCCAAUGGCAGUUCCACGGCAAGGUGGUAAAGUUCUUAAUGUCUGCCUAAUAUGCUACGAUAAACUCUCGAAGUUGCAGGCAACAGAAAAAGUUAUCGAUUGUGAGGCAUUACCCGGCACUAUAGUCACCAAACCAUUGUUGAGUCAACAAAAAUCUGAAACUGGAAUUGCUGCUGUCGCUGCUGAUUCAUUGUUUGAAAUCGACUUGCCACCCGAUGCAUUAGGUGAGAUAUUAGCACCAAGCGUGUCGACUGCUAAAACAGAAACACAUUCCAACACAAAUACCUCAGAGAUAGAUGAAAAUCUUGAUAGUGUAAUCACUAAACGUUUAAAAGAUUUGAAAACUGUAGAUAAUUUAAGUUCAGAUGAUGAAAUACGCGCUCGGCUUACAAAUCUAAGUGGCAUGCCACAUAAUAAAAACUACGAUAAAAAAGAUUUACUGUUGCAGACUGACCAAAGAACUGAACAAGAAAAAAUAAAUGAUUUAUUAGAAAACUUCUUAGGUGAAAGUGCAGUUGAUCAGCGCAUAUCAAAUGAACGUAAAGACGCUAUAUCUGAUAUUGAAAGACGUUUGCGUGCCUUACGAGAUGCACCAGUUGAGAGUACACAAUCGACAAACACUAAUACACCUAGCGACAAUGAGGAAAAUGUUGAAGAUGUUAUUAAAAGUAUAGUUGCUAAGUAUGUAGCUGAAGCGAAUUUACCAGAAACAAGUUCUGAUUUAAAUGAAGAACUCAUGCUGAAUAACUCUGGCGAAAAAACUGAUAUGAAACCUACUGAAACGGAAGAAUUACCUUGGUGUAUUAUUUGCAAUGAGGAUGCUGUCUACCGUUGUAAAGGCUGCGAGGGUGAUUUGUUUUGUAGACAAUGUUAUCAUGAAUGUCAUGAUGAUGAUGAAGAGUAUCGUCAGCAUCCUAAGGAAGAUUACUCUGCUCCACCAAAAUUUAAGGAAAAUCAUUUUUGAGCUUAUUAAGUUUUUAUAGUGUAAUAUUUUAUUUUAUAUUUAUUGUUGUUAAAUAUUUCAAAAAUAUUUAUUUUAAUAAUUUUUUAUAUGUAUAUUUUGUAGUAAAUUUAAAUGUUUAUGCGUACGUGUCUACAAACAACGAAAUUUACGAACUUCUGCAAAGCAGUAUAGCCAGUAUUUAAAUAAACACAUCAUACUCACCAUGUACCAUGUACCUUAUAAAUAGGGAACAUGCAUAAUAUUAAUUUGUUUAUAUAAUUGGCAAAUAAAAAUAAUUAAAACUCCUAUGAAUGUUGUUUUUGUUAC